Molecule: messenger RNA, 1569 nt
Organism: Daldinia decipiens
Lineage: Eukaryota; Fungi; Ascomycota; Sordariomycetes; Xylariales; Hypoxylaceae
Product: arrestin domain-containing protein
Exons: 3
Coding region: 1-1218 (405 amino acids)
Biological process (GO): division septum assembly
Cellular component (GO): division septum
Source: RefSeq, a predicted model, not a curated record
AUGGCAGAACGAGUGCAAGCCUUGGUUCGGGUUUCUGGCCCUCCAAAUAGCAGUUUUCUGGUUGGGUAUCCUGGUAUUUCGGCGACGUUGCCGCGCAUUGAAGGUAAGGUCGAGAUUAGGCCUGCAUCAGGGUAUUCCGCUCCCGUCGCUAUCUCUCUAGUGCGUAUAUGUCUACAAAGAAGAGAAACAAUCCACCCAGCGGCCGAAAAUGUAGCCAAGCGCCACCUCGGGACACCUCGACGCGAUACUACCGACGUUGUUGGAAAGGAACUUUUACUAUACCGGUGCGCAACAGGAAGGGAAGCAGAGAAUGUCAUGACGAUGGACCUGCCAUUCGUCUUGUUUAUCCCGUUUGGACGAGGCGGUGAAGAAACGAAUAGAAGGAUACCGCCGGCUUCGUUACAACUCCCAAGCAGGACCGCAGAGACAUAUUACGAACUAGUGGUUACCGUGCAGCAAGGACAGAGCAUCCAGAAUAAAUAUGCGUUUCCAGUCCCCUUGCAACGAUACGAUACGUUAUCGACCUUUGGGAUGUAUAACCGACCCGAACACAAGGCCGUAACCACCGAUAACAUAGUCACGCUCGGCAUUUCGCUCCCAAGAUGGAGUUACGGACCUAUGGAUCCUAUUACGGUAUAUAUUAAGUUGGCCCCUAAUCUCGACUGGCUAGCCAAGGCGAGGAAGGUGACCAUACAGAAGAUCACGCUCGCGAUAGAGGAAGAGAUUACGUACAAUCCCGAAGGAGAUGAGCCGACUAAGAAAGUGAAUAGGCUACAGAAACAUACACAGACGAUAGGGGCCAAAUUACCGGAAGACGGUUAUGUUACUAAUAUGGGCAUUAUCUUUCCGCAUAAGGACCUAAGGGAUGCGAAUGGAAUCAUUCGAAGAGGACAACCGGCUUUCCCAAACUACGAGGUCACAUCAUUCACGACAACAUCUACACUCUACAAGAUCGAGUUCUUCCUUACUAUUAAGGCUCAAUUGGCAUCGGCCCGUGAUAUCACCCUUCGACAGCCUAUCGUUAUAUGCCCACUAGAUCAUCAAGCAUGCAAGGAAGAAAUGGAUGCCAUAGAACAGGCAGCGAAAGAUGCCUCCGCAGUCGACCAAAAUAAUCCAAUGCUGCCGGCGAGAACCAUCGUUUUAGCCGACGACCCGAAUGCUUUAGCGUCUCUAGGAUAUUGCUUAGUAGGAGGCCAGAAGAAACCAUUGAUCGAAUGAGAAUGGCAUCAUACGAAUUUGAUGAGGCCGAGGCGUCUAUCUUCAAUUUCGCGGGAUACUAUACCCAAACAUUGCGGUUUGCCGAGUUUAACGAACGGGCGCGUACUUUUCAUAGGCUUAGACGUUCGAAAACUUGUCUCGCCUAAGAAUUUCCGUGCAUCCGAAGGGCCAAUGGUUCUUCACCAUCAUACUGGCCCGAACUGGUAUGGGAGAAGAGUAGAACUACUACCACAGUAGUAGAGUGCUGGGCCAAUGCAUAAUGCAAUGGAACUGAUUGCUCAUAUUAUACAUACCUGCUAAGGAGGUGAGGGGGCUCGAGAGGCUCUUCUAGCCCCUUAGCUCUUCUGGUUA